AUAGAAUACAGUGAAUACUUUUUUCAAAAGAAACAUUGAUAAUUGAACAGAUAAUAAAUACAUAAAUAAAUGAGCCAUGUCCGGAUUAUAUUAUCGUCCAAGUACAAGUGAAUUAAACUCAGAAGCGAUGGAUCAAGAAGGAGAAGAUGAGAGUACAUUAGACAGCCUAUUGAAUGACGUCCCAAAUUAUAUGCAACCUGAUCCUAUGAAACCCGCAGUGAAACAAAAUAAAAAACAAGCCAAAGAUGAUUCAGUAAAUAUAAAGAAAAUUUCUUCUCGUUCUAAUGAUCAAAAAAAUCAUACAAAUAAUGUGCCAAAUCAACCACAGAAUGGUCAUGAUUUAAAUGAAAAUGAAAAUCAUUUAACCGAAAAGCAAUCCUCAUUUGAUAAACAUUCUAAAUAUUGGCCACAAUAUCUUAGCUCAGAUUAUUUAGGUCCAUUGGAUAGAAAUUUUGAACCAACCAAUUGGGAUUGGUUACGAUUGAAUGCAUUGGGAUGUGGUUGGGAAGAUGCACUGCGAGAUAUACCAGUUAGUCGUAAAGAAGCAUUAAGUUUACUUGUAAUUUUGAAGAAGAAAUUACUUCGUGCCGCUAGUGAAUUAACAUUUUACAAAGAACGUGUAACUAUUUUACAAGAUCAAAUCAUACAUCAGAAAAGGAAUGAAGAGAAAUUGAUUCGACUUGAAGCUGAAUUCAGAUCUCAAUCAUUGGAUUUAGAUAAACUUAGUAAAAAAGCUUCAAGAAUUCCAUUAUUGGAGAGAACAGUUAAACAACAAGAAGAACUUAUUUGUCGAUUGGAAACACUUCUUGAACGUCAAAGAAAACAAACAGUUAAUGCAAAUCUUUCAAAUUAUUCAGUUAAUCCAUUAAUUCCCCUAGAUAAUGGAUUAUUAGAUCAAUCACAUGACAACAAUACAUCAACAUUAAAUCAUCAAAAUGUCACUACAGAUAAUAAUGCAUUAACAACAGCGGCAUUAAGAAAUUUAUCCAAUGAAAAUGAACAUUUACGUCAUACAGUCACAGAAUUAAAUCGUACUGUACGUAAUUUAGCUAAACAACAACAAGAUAAUAAUGAAUAUCAUCAAAAUAUUGAACAAAAAUAUCAUGAAGAAAUUGAAGCAUUGAAAGAACAACAAACACGUUUAGAAGAACAAACAUUAAUGAAAAAUAAACGACUUGAUCAAAUUGAAAAUGAAAAAUUUCGAUCAGCACUUGCAGAUAAUGAACGAUUAGAGUUGUACAAAUUAUUGGACAAUGCUGAAUCAAGAAUUAAAACUCUAGAAGCAGAGCUUGAACGUCAAGAUUUUAGAGGAUCAAGAAAUCCAAAUGACAUGGGAGCUUUACGUAAAUCAAAUUCAUCAAAAGAUCUUUCUUGGAAAUAUUCUGGUCCAUCUAAAGUACCACUUGGAACAAGUGAUAUCUAUGCACGAAAACCUCUAGAGAAGUCGAUUCCAGAAUAUGAACCGUACUAGGGGCAUUAUUGAUUUAAAGAAAAUCAUUUUCAAUUUUUCAAAUUCACUUUUUCCAUUGACUAAAUCUACUCAAUCUUUCCAUAAUAUUCAAUUGAAGUAAAGAACAAUCUCAUCUUCUUCAACAUCGUCAUUAACAAUAUAAAACGAAUGUAAAUACAAACAAAUCAACAACGCUUUCGCCUUAUCAGUGUGAAUCUCUCUCUCUCUCA
This is a messenger RNA of Schistosoma turkestanicum, 1680 nucleotides long. The record is from the annotation of a GenBank genome assembly. NCBI's taxonomy places the organism in Eukaryota, Metazoa, Platyhelminthes, Trematoda, Strigeidida, Schistosomatidae.